Quercus robur (English oak) is the source of this 2007-nucleotide messenger RNA. RefSeq names its product protoporphyrinogen oxidase 1, chloroplastic. The coding region runs from base 99 to 1751 and encodes 550 amino acids. Gene Ontology annotation, molecular function: protoporphyrinogen oxidase activity, oxygen as acceptor. Gene Ontology annotation, biological process: porphyrin-containing compound biosynthetic process. The record is from RefSeq and is a predicted model, not a curated record. The transcript is spliced from 9 exons. NCBI's taxonomy places the organism in Eukaryota, Viridiplantae, Streptophyta, Magnoliopsida, Fagales, Fagaceae.
GAACUCAAAAAAAAAAAAAAAAAAAAAAAAAAAAAAAGAUAACAAACGCCGUCGUUUCUCUCAAAGCAGUGAACCCAAACCCGAACCCGCCAUCAACCAUGAACACCCUCACGGACCUCCCCGCCCAAUCGCUUCUCCUCCGCCCACGACUUCCGUACACGUCACCCUCCUCUCUCUUCCGCACACUCCCUCUCGCUCGCCGCAACCCCACCGCACGCAUUCGCUGCUCGAUCGCCGAGGACUCGUCCGCCACCGCGAUUUCUCCGCCUCACUCGGCGGCGGAGGAACACUCCUCCCCCUCAAAUGUAGAUUGCGUGGUCGUUGGCGGCGGAAUCAGCGGCCUCUGCAUCGCACAGGCGCUCGCAACCAAACACUCCGACGUCGUUCCCAACGUCAUCGUCACCGAGGCCAGAGACCGCGUCGGUGGCAACAUCAUCACCGUCGAGCGAGACGGUUAUCUCUGGGAAGAAGGCCCCAAUAGCUUCCAGCCCUCCGAUGCCAUGCUCACCAUGAUGGUGGAUAGUGGAUUGAAGGAUGACUUAGUUUUGGGUGAUCCUAAUUCGCCGCGUUUUGUGUUGUGGAAUGGGAAAUUAAGGCCAGUCCCCUCGAAGCCGGCCGACCUGCCUUUCUUUGAUUUGAUGAGCAUUAGUGGCAAACUCAGGGCUGGCUUUGGUGCUCUCGGCAUCCGCCCUCCUCCACCAGGGCGUGAGGAAUCAGUUGAGGAGUUUGUGCGUCGUAAUCUUGGCGAUGAGGUUUUUGAACGGUUGAUCGAGCCAUUUUGUUCAGGUGUCUAUGCGGGUGAUCCUUCAAAACUAAGUAUGAAAGCAGCAUUUGGGAAAGUUUGGAAUCUAGAGCAGAAUGGUGGUAGUAUCAUUGGUGGCACUUUUAAAGCAAUCCAGGAGAGAAAUAAAGUUCCCAAGCCACCUCGAGAUCCGAAUCUACCAAAGCCAAAGGGCCAAACUGUUGGAUCACUUAGGAAGGGACUCGCUAUGUUGCCAAAUGCAAUUUCUACAAGGUUGGGUGGAAAAGUAAAAUUGUCUUGGAAGCUUUCAAGUAUCAGUAAAUUGGAUAAUGGAGGUUACACUUUGACAUAUGAAACACCACAAGGAUUGGUUUCUCUUCAGAGCAAAAGUGUUGUCAUGACGGUUCCUUCCCAUAUUGCAAGCAGUUUGCUGCGUCCUCUAUCUGCUGGUGCUGCAGAUUCACUUUCAAAAUUUUACUACCCACCAGUUGCAGCAGUGUCCAUUUCAUAUCCAAAAGAAGCAAUUCGGACAGAAUGCUUGAUAAAUGGUGAAUUAAAGGGGUUUGGUCAAUUGCACCCACGCAGUCAAGGGGUGGAAACUUUAGGAACCAUUUAUAGCUCUUCACUUUUCCCUGAUCGAGCACCAGCUGGAAGAGUUCUGCUAUUGAACUACAUUGGAGGGGCUACAAAUCCUGGAAUUUUGUCCAAGACGGAGAGUGAACUUAUUGAAGCAGUUGAUAGAGAUUUGCGGAAAAUGCUCAUAAACCCUAAUGCAAAAGACCCACUUGCGUUGGCUGUGAAAGUGUGGCCACAAGCCAUUCCACAGUUCUUGAUUGGUCAUUUUGAUCUCCUUGAUGCUGCAAAUGCGGCUCUCAAAGAUACUGGGUUUCAAGGGCUGUUUCUGGGGGGCAACUAUGUAUCUGGUGUAGCCUUGGGCCGAUGUGUUGAGGGUGCUUAUGAGGUUGCAGCUGAGGUGACUAAAUUCCUAUCACAGGUUGCAUACAAGUAGUGUCUGAUUUUAAAGCAACUUUUGGACAUAGAUGGGCUCUUUUGACUGAUCGAAAGUUUCUCUUCAGCUGUUCAUUUGGCGGUUUGGGUAGCCUCUUUGUGGAGAGUUUUUUCUUACAGGCAUAUUUUUUAGGAUUUUGUUUGACUUGUAAUUACUGGGUCACUGUCAUUAUUGAUCACUUUAAUGCUAUGUUUAGUGUUUGCUCUUCUUUGAUUAUUACCAGUGCAGAAGCACACAUGCAGAAUGUUUUCCAUUA